AUGGCAGCCGAACAGAAUACUCCAGAUGGUACUCUUUUGGUGGAUUAUGACUACUGGGGAGACGACUCUGACACGGACUCCGGGCUUGGAAGGUCCCAGCAAUCAGUAUUCAGCGAGAGCUUGAGGUCGUCGGUGUUCAACUACCGAUAUGAAAACGGUCGCACGUACCAGUCGUAUCGCGCCGGAGCAUACCAUCUCCCCAAUGACGAGGAGGAGCAAGAUCGGCUAGAUCUGCUACACCACAUAUGCAAAAUGCUGCUCGGUGGGGAGCUGUUCACGGCACCGCUCCCUCGAGAUCCACACCGGAUACUAGAUAUCGGCACUGGAACGGGGAUAUGGGCAGUUGAGAUGGCCGAUCAGUUCCCCAGCGCCCAGGUUUUCGGUACAGAUCUCAGUCCAAUACAGCCACCCUGGGUUCCGCCCAACCUGCAGUUCUACGUCGACGACGCAGAAGCCGACUGGACGUGGGCAGAGAACGAGAAGUUUGAUUUCAUCCACGGACGAGGUCUUUGCGGCGGCAUUGGUAACUGGCCCAGAUUCUACGCACAAGCUUGGAGGAGUGUCAAGCCGGGAGGAUGGAUGGAGAUGCAAGAGCAUUCCAUAGGGUUCUUCAGCGAUGAUGGUGGGUUGGAGCGUGCAACCGCAUGUGUAUCGGCCGUUAUGGAACUGGAACGGGCCAGCGAAAGGGUCGGGAAACCUCUCAAUGUCGCGCAUCUCCACAGACAGUGGAUGGUUCAAGCUGGGUUCCAGGACGUGCAGGAAGUCGUUAAGAAGGUUCCCAUCGGACCCUGGGCGAAAGAUCCCAAGUUGAAGGAGAUUGGGUCACUGUAUCGGACCCAGAUGGUCCAGUCAGUCCCAUCUUUCAUGCUGGCCUAUUACAAGCAGAUCUUGAAUCAUAGUGACGAGGUGACAGAGACUGCAAUGGCGGAGGUAAAGGAGGAGUUUAUGGACCGAAAGCUUCAUCUUUACCAACGUUGGUAUUUUGUGAAGGGGCGGAAGCCGAUGUGA
Fonsecaea erecta is the source of this 1008-nucleotide messenger RNA. RefSeq lists its product as hypothetical. Gene Ontology annotation, molecular function: methyltransferase activity. The transcript is spliced from 3 exons. The record is from RefSeq and is a predicted model, not a curated record. Bases 1 to 1008 code for a protein of 335 amino acids. NCBI's taxonomy places the organism in Eukaryota, Fungi, Ascomycota, Eurotiomycetes, Chaetothyriales, Herpotrichiellaceae.